Messenger RNA from Saccharomyces mikatae IFO 1815, 1164 nucleotides. RefSeq names its product Upf3p (gene UPF3). Bases 1 to 1164 code for a protein of 387 amino acids. Gene Ontology annotation, biological process: positive regulation of translation; nuclear-transcribed mRNA catabolic process, nonsense-mediated decay. Gene Ontology annotation, molecular function: mRNA binding. The transcript has a single exon. Gene Ontology annotation, cellular component: nucleolus; cytoplasm. The record is from RefSeq and is a predicted model, not a curated record. Lineage: Eukaryota; Fungi; Ascomycota; Saccharomycetes; Saccharomycetales; Saccharomycetaceae.
AUGAGUAAUGUUUCUGAAGAUUUGAAGAAUAGUGAAGGUAAAAAGAAAAGCAGAGGAGGUAGAUAUCACAACAAUAAGAGCAGAGGCAAAAAUAAGAAUGAGACAAUAGACUCCAAAAAGAACGAAGGAAAGAAUAAUAACAAUAAUGGUACGAAUAACAACAAUAAGGGCCGGAGAAGUAAUAAGAAGAGGAAUAGAGAGCAUCAUAACUACAAGAGGAAGCCUAGAAUGGGCAGGUCAACCGAGAAUGAAGGUUUUAAGCUUGUAAUUAGAUUACUACCUCCAAAUUUGACUGCAAAUGAGUUUUUUACUGUUUUGCGAGAUAAGAAUAAUGACAGUGAUGAUAAGGAAGAUAUCCAGGGUAAAUUUAAAUACAGCGACUGGUGUUUUUUCGAAGGUCAUUAUUCUAGUAAAGUAUUCAAGAACUCGACAUAUUCUAGAUGCAAUUUACUUUUCGACAACUUACCAGAUUUAGAGAAAUGUGCAACUUUCAUCAAAACUUGCAAGUUCAUUGACAACAAGGAAAAUGUUACGAUUCCAGAUUUGAAACUGUCGCCUUACGUAAAGAAGUUCACACAAACAUCAAAAAAGGACUCUGCACUAGAGGGAACAAUUGAAGAAGAUGAGAUUUUUAAAACGUUCAUGAAUUCAAUGAAACAAUUGAACAAAAAUGACGACUACUCAUUCCAAGAUUUCAGCGUUUUGAAAUCCUUAGAAAAGGAAUAUUCAAAAAGCAUAGAGUUAGAAAAUAAGAUAGCAGAAAGGACAGAAAGGGUAUUGACAGAAUUAGUUGGUAAUGGUGAUAAAGUCAAAAAUAAGAACAAAAAGAAGAAAAGUAAAAAUGCUAAAAAGAAAUUUAAGGAUGAGGAAGGAACCAUUAAGUUACCAAAGAAAAAACGGAACAGAGGUAAAAAGAAGCGUAAUGAUCGCGAUAAAAGUAGUGUUACUAAGACUAAAAAUAGCAACGUGGUUAUUAUCGAGGAAGCAGGUAAAGAAGUGUUAAAACAAAGGAAAAAGAAAAUGCUUUUGCAAGAGAAGUUAAAAAUAUCCAAAUCCUCUCAGCCUCAAUUACCAUCCACUCAGGCUCAGCCGUCGUUCCAACCUAAAGAAAAAUUUUUGGCACCACGAGUAAAAAUUUUGCAUCGGAAGGACAUCAAGAAGUAG